AAAAGUUGGUUCGCCAGUAGCGGAGGCCAGUUCCUCGUCCACGGGCAUGGUUGUUGGUUCGACUACUAUAACCAGAGAACAAAGUUUAGCCGUGGCCCGAGAAUUAGACGCCAUGGUAGAACAGAGCGGGAGUCGAAAUGAAUAUACUGCCAGUAUCGAAGUGCAGGAUGAGAGAGGCAAUCCAAUCAAAUUUUCUUUAUCGUCAAAAAGGGCCAAAUAA
Racocetra persica is the source of this 220-nucleotide messenger RNA. The record is from the annotation of a GenBank genome assembly. NCBI's taxonomy places the organism in Eukaryota, Fungi, Glomeromycota, Glomeromycetes, Diversisporales, Gigasporaceae.